AGGCUAUCGAAAUUAUUCAGAAAGUCACAUCUAAACAUAUCUCAUAUCUUCAGCUUUCGAUUUUAACCUUAAAAUUUGUUACCUUAAAAUUUCCAAGUAAAAUGGAAAAGGAAGCCGUUGCUCGCCUACAUUUUUAUACACAUCUAGCCGAUAGCCGAUACUAUGCAGGAUUAGCGGCAUAUUAUCCAUCGAUUGAGGCUUACAAACCAGAUAUUAAUGUGGAGAAUAAUCUGAAUGGCACCAGGGUGGAGCAGUCCUCGUUGGUGGUUCAGGAGGAGCAAAGUGAUACCCAUAUUAUAGAGAUGGAAUCACACCGACGUAACUUAAUGUCACCGAAGGUGUGCAAGGGCGUCAUGUGGAUUCAGAUGGUAACCGCCAGUGUCAUCUGCCUGGUGUGGUGUCUUGCACAAUUGAAAUAAUGUAGCAAAUAAAAUUCCAAGUUGGAUACUCUGAAGAUAA
Messenger RNA from Drosophila serrata, 459 nucleotides. RefSeq lists its product as uncharacterized. Lineage: Eukaryota; Metazoa; Arthropoda; Insecta; Diptera; Drosophilidae. The record is from RefSeq and is a predicted model, not a curated record.